Molecule: messenger RNA, 2360 nt
Organism: Misgurnus anguillicaudatus (oriental weatherfish)
Lineage: Eukaryota; Metazoa; Chordata; Actinopteri; Cypriniformes; Cobitidae
Gene: nrsn1l
Product: neurensin 1-like
Biological process (GO): nervous system development
Cellular component (GO): transport vesicle; neuron projection; neuronal cell body
Source: RefSeq, a predicted model, not a curated record
GCGCGUUGGGGUACAUGGUAAACUUCGGCUGAUGCAGUCAGGCGGCAGGUGAUGGGAAGCACAUAAAGAAGCGUCAAGGAUCGAUUACUGAAUAUCCGGUCUGAAAGAUGGCAUCCGACUCUGAAGUUUGCGGGUCUGGUCACAUGAUCGACUCAGGCUGCCAUGUGUUCGGAGUGCGUUCCUAUUUGCAUCACUUCUAUGAGGAGUGCACAGCCUCAAUGAGGGAACAGCAUGAGGACCAGAGCCAGAGAUCAUCCCUGCAGUGGAGUCUAUGGAAGGUUGCACUUGCUCUUGGUGCUGCGCUCCUGGUGGUGGGACUGGUGGUCAUGACAGUGGGCUACGCCAUCCCCACUCGCAUCGAGGCCUUUGGCGAGGGAGAGCUGCUGUUCGUGGACCGCCAGGCCAUGCGCUACAAUCGCUCGCUUCACGUGUGUGUGCUGGUCGGGACAGGGAUUCUCACGCUGGGUGGAGUUCUGAUGGCAGGAGGAAUCCUGAUGUCUAACUUCUCCACAGCUCCCACACCCACGAGACAGGAAGAGUCCAGUCCACAGUCAUCCAGAAGAGAACGGAAAGCAGGAACAAGAAUCGCGGGUGUAAUGAAAAGCCCAGCAGACCCGGUGAUGAAGCCUCCCAGUCCAGCCUCAAGUGAUGGAGGAGAAUCUCCUCUUGCUAGGAGUGAUAAAGCUUAGAAGGGCUUGUAAAAGCCACAUGACAAUGCUCGUUCAAGUGUGCUGUCAAAGUAUUAAACAAAUGCUCCUUGUUUAUUUCUUUAAGAAAGUUGGGAGUGUAUGGUUUGUGUUAAAGGUUUAAAAAAGCCUUCAACUGACAAAUCUGUUGUUUUAUUAUCUCAAAACAUGUAGAGUAAAACUAUGGCGUCUGUUAUUCUGUCUUUGUCUACUUCUUGUCAAAAUAAAUACUGUAUAUUUAUGGUAUGGAAUGGAUUAAAUAUGACCCUGGAUCACAAAACCAGUCAUAAGGGUCAUUUUUUUUAUUUAUUAAGAUUUAUACAUCUGAAAGUCAAUAAAUAAGCUUUGCAUUGAUGUAUGGUUUGUUAGGAGAGGACAAUAUUUGGCAGAGAUACAACUAUUUUAAAAUCUGGAAUCUGAGGGUGCAAAAAAAUGUUGUUUAAAGUUGUCCAAAUGAAGUCCAAAGCUACACAUAUUACUUUUGUACGAAAAAUUUACAAAUUAUUCUUAUGGAUCAUGAUCUUUACUUAAUAUCCUAAUGAUUUUUGCCAUAAAAAAUCUAUAAUUUUAACCCAUAUAUUGUAUUGUUGGCUAUUUCUACAAAUAUACCCGUGUGACUUAUGACUGGUUUUGUGGUCCAGGGGGUGUUGUAUUACAGAAAGAUUGUACCUUUUAAUAGAUUUUUGGUGUUUGGUAACCAUGGUCAUUUCAGUUAGGACCUUAUUUAAGACAUAAGCUAUUAGAGUACAUUCACAUGGGGCGAAAGGGUUAACACUUGACGGAAGGCUUGUCUGAAAGCGUGGCUAACAGCCAAUCACAGUGGCUGUCUUGCACUAGGUUAUUUGCAUAAGGCGAUCUAAUUGGCUGACGCACACGUUGGCGCUUGAAAAGUUGAGAAAUGUUUAACUUCUGCCACGAGUAACGGCAGUGACUCGACGUUGACGAAUCAACAAUUCAGUUCCCCACGCAUGACGUCACCCAUUAAAAGUGAAUGGGAAGCGUUAAUGCUUUCGCACAGUGUGAAUGUACCAUAACAGAAUAAUGUUUUUAAGGGGGCGUGCACUCCACAGCCCUGAGCGCCGAGAGUUGAAAAAUGUUCAACUUUCGGUGAAACGCUCAGCUUGUCAAUGUCACUUCUCACUUGGCCGUCCAAUCACAAUAAAGGAGGGGCGGGACAAAUAUUACAACAACCAACCAACGCAUCGUUCAACGACUGAUAAACAAAGGAGAAGUAUCAUAGCAAUCAAAGCACUCAGCUGGAAAAAAACUGGCAUGCACCUACUGUCGGCGUCCGCUGUUGUUUUCAGCCGCGUUUAAACGCUUUGGUGUGCAUGCUACUUUAGUGCAUUAUCUUAUUUUAUACCACGGGUCUGUUGAAUGCUGUAUUCUGAUUGGUUGAGAAAUGUUCCACGGGUAUGCACUAUUUUUCUAUAACUGCACACCUAACUUGUCAAUUGUCUUUAAAUUGGGCACCAAAGCAAUGUUUGUGGUGACCGUGGAAUAAUUGACUCCAGUUCUUUGAAUUAUUUGAAAAUAUUGCAUACACACAGUUUUACUCCACUUUGCAUUGUGCCGCAUUACCACCUUGGGUGUGCAUUAUUGUCUUAAUAAUUCAAUAGCCCAUCGUCAAUUAUUCCUUACUUAACAGCAGUUAGAAAAUGGGUAUUUCAGAAG